Molecule: messenger RNA, 2271 nt
Organism: Conger conger (European conger)
Lineage: Eukaryota; Metazoa; Chordata; Actinopteri; Anguilliformes; Congridae
Product: Krueppel-like factor 11
Exons: 4
Coding region: 571-1839 (422 amino acids)
Biological process (GO): regulation of transcription by RNA polymerase II
Molecular function (GO): DNA-binding transcription factor activity, RNA polymerase II-specific; RNA polymerase II cis-regulatory region sequence-specific DNA binding
Source: RefSeq, a predicted model, not a curated record
CGGCCCACAGGACGUGGAGUUGGGUGGCGCUGAUUUAAAGCGUACUGAGCUGGGGGGAAAAAAGCUUUCUAUAACGCUUUUGUAUAUUUCUGCAUGUGUUGCAAACUCGUUACAAGCUGUAUUAUUCUGUUGCAUAUCAUUAUUCAUAGGUGCGCUUUACCCGUAAUCAGACGUAGGCUCACUAUUUCGCCAGUUCACUGCCGCGACCUUUCCCCCAGUUUUCAUGCCAGCAGUUCAACGGGUUUAUUCCAACACCGCUGACUCCCCCGAUACGCCCUCCAACAGCCACGCACCCUGUUUCCUCCAAUAGCUCUGCGAUCACGCACUGAUCACGCGGUUUCUUCCAUGUCAUUGGGCGACGUUCCAUCCACGGUCGUUUUUCAUUGGUAGCAUGUUGCCACCCGCCAGUCUACUCCGAAUUUUGUUUUCCUUUUUUUUUCUUUGCACAGCUGAGGUUUGACUCUGUUGGCAAGAGCGAAUUUAAAUCCAUGCUCAGUGUGUACAGAGUGGCUGCGUUGUUGCCGUCUUUGUUCCAUUGUUUCCAGAUAGAUUGAGAGACUGUUUUUCCAAAUGCAGACUGUUGCAACGCUUCAGAAUUCACAGAUCGGAGCUUUACCUUGGUCAGAGCUGACGGACUCCUGCGGGUUGAUCAUGCACAGGAAGAGGCGGGGCAGUGCGCAAUCUUGCCGAAGCCUUCAGGAGCACAAUGACCUGGAGGCGGCAGAGGCCCUGGUGUGCAUGAGUGCCUGGGGUCAUAGGUCGCAGCGGCCCCUCACCCCCACCUCCGACUCCUGCGACUCCCUCCCUCAGCCUGACCCUGCUGAACCCCUCAAGGACUUUGUCUCCUUCUCCUCCUUGUGUAUGACACCGCCUCACAGCCCCAGCUCAGCAGAGACCUCCCCCCUCGCCACCUCCGGCCCCCAGAGCAAGGCACCGCCUCACAGCUGCAAGGGACUCCAGCCCACCCCCUCCCCCCCGCUCGCCGUCCACAGACCGCCCGACGCCCCGCCCUGCCGCGCCAUGGCGACCAGCGUCAUCCGCCACACGGCCGACAGCUCCCCCUGCCACCACAUUCCAACCGUCGCCCGGCCCUGCAACAGCCUCGCGGCCCCUCCCCCGAAAGCACAGGACAACGUCCCGCCCACCCCCCUGUCCCCGCCCCCACCCCCCAUAGCCAGCCAUCCAAUCUUCUGCCAGGUCGUCCCCAUGGCAGGCCAACCGGGCGUCAUCUCGGCGUUCGUACAAACGCCACUCCAGACUCCGGCGCACAGCAUGAAGCCCCUCCUGCCGCAGCCCUUCCUGAUGGGCUCCCCGGUGAUGCUGGUGGUGCCCCCCUCGUCCGUGUCCCCGGCCCCUCAGUGCACACAGACUGUCGUGACCCUGGGCAGCUCGAAGCUGCUGCCCCUGGCCCCCGCCCCCGUCUACCUGCCCUCGGGACAGAGCAGCGGCGUGCACCUGGACUUCUCCCGCCGGCGCAACUACGUCUGCAACUUCCCCGCCUGCAGGAAGACCUACUUCAAGAGCUCGCAUCUCAAAGCACACCUCAGGACACACACGGGUGAGAAGCCCUUCAGCUGCAGCUGGGACGGGUGCGAUAAGAAGUUUGCGCGUUCGGACGAGCUGUCCCGCCACCGCCGCACGCACACGGGCGAGAAGAAGUUUGUGUGCCCGGUGUGCGACAGACGCUUCAUGCGCAGCGACCACCUGACCAAGCACGCCCGCCGUCACAUGUCCACCAAGAAGAUCCCCACCUGGCAGACCGAGGUUCGCAACCUCAACAAGAUGGCCGCCGUCAAAACGCCAGCACCCGUCAGCAUUCUUUUACCUGCCUCAAACUAGUCCCACUACCUUCAACGGGACUCCUCUCACUCAAAAACAAACCUCGGACAAAGGCUAUAACACAUUUGGGGGGGGGGGAACCACACAUGCACUGGACUUGAAUAUUUCUUUUAUGCUCAUUUGUACUUUUUGAAAAGGACUUUUUUUGUUUACUAUCAUGUUUUACAAAAUUGUAAUGUAUGCACUCUUUGCCAAAGCUUUUGAAGUUUGUCAGUUAAGGUCUGUUUUUUCUGUAUGUUUAUAUAUUUGUACAUAUCAAUAUCUGUUUGAAUGUAUUGUGUAUCCUAAAUGGCAUUUAUUGACAGAAUGAAAAUGUUAUUGAUAUAUGGGAAAUACUUAAGUGAACAGUAAUCUAUACACUGUGAUGAUAAUGUACCAUUUCACUGAGUAUUAUUUAAUAAAUAUUUGUAAUAAAAAUAGCAUGGCAUUUUU